Messenger RNA from Penicillium digitatum Pd1, 1203 nucleotides. Its product is annotated as TauD/TfdA dioxygenase family protein. Gene Ontology annotation, cellular component: cytoplasm. Gene Ontology annotation, molecular function: 2-oxoglutarate-dependent dioxygenase activity. NCBI's taxonomy places the organism in Eukaryota, Fungi, Ascomycota, Eurotiomycetes, Eurotiales, Aspergillaceae. The record is from RefSeq and is a predicted model, not a curated record.
AUGGCGCCAUCAUUGGAAGAGCCCGUAGUCACAGUGGCCCCGAUUGUGGCCAAGUUCACUGUCCCUGUCCGCGCGGAGGACCUCGCUGGCGACAACAAAUUUGGCUAUCAACCCGGCCGGACACCAGUCGCUCAACAUAACAACUAUGCACAUGAAGAUUUCUUGCCCUCGUUUCCUGACAUCCAAUGGGCUCCGCUUGAAUACACACCCUACCAGGACAAGGGACUACGAGGAGAUCAUAAAUUCCGCAAUCUUCUGAGAGAUGCCACAGAAGUUUUUGAUUAUAACCCUAAGAUUGGAACUGAGGUCCAUGGUGUUGAUCUUUCAAAACUCGAUGAUGCACAGCGGGACGACCUCGCCCGGUUGAUUGCGUACCGAGGCGUUGUCUUUUUCCGCUCUCAGAAAAACUUCGAUAUCGAGGCUCAACGCCAAUUGGGCCAAUAUUGGGGUAAGCUGCACAAGCACGCCACCACAUCCGUUCCCCGAAAGCCAGGCCUCGAGGACGUCCAUGUCGUGUACACUGGCGACAACUCCAGCGACAACCGUGCCCUCUUCACUCCCAGUUUCUUAUGGCACUCAGAUGUGACCUAUGAGAUACAACCACCAUCCUACACGUCACUUAAGAUCCUUUCUGGUCCACCCCGAGGAGGUGGUGGCGACACCCUUUGGUCCUCGCAAUAUGCCGCCUACGAUGUGCUCUCCUCGCACAUGCAAAACUACCUUAAAGGCCUUACAGCCAUCCACUCAGCAGAUAUGCAAGCUAACGACUCCCGGGCACUAGGUCGGCCAGUGCGCCGACGGCCCGUCACUACCGAACACCCACUCAUUCGUACGAACCCAGUCACCGGUUGGAAUGGACUCUUCUUCAACCCUGGCUUCGUGAAGAAGAUUGUCGGUAUCCCGGCCGCAGAAAGCGACGCUAUCAUCCGUUUCCUCACUGAUGUCAUCUCCACGACCCCGGAACUGCAUGCCCGCUUCUCAUGGGAUGAGGAUGAUGUCGCACUUUGGGAUAAUCGGUCCACCAACCACAGUGCUUCUUAUGGCUUUUCACCGCAUCGUCGCCAUGCUGUGCGGGUUGCGGUCCACGCCGAGAGGCCUGUGCUUGAAGAGUCUGGGAAGUCUCAAGAGGAUGAAAUCAAUGCCUUGUAUGGACUGCCGGCAGUCAACAAGGAUGGUUCUCGCCAAUCGAACUAUAACGACUAG